Anopheles moucheti is the source of this 4609-nucleotide messenger RNA. It is a transcript of the gene Usp7, whose product is annotated as ubiquitin carboxyl-terminal hydrolase 7. NCBI's taxonomy places the organism in Eukaryota, Metazoa, Arthropoda, Insecta, Diptera, Culicidae. The record is from RefSeq and is a predicted model, not a curated record. Bases 652 to 3978 code for a protein of 1108 amino acids. Gene Ontology annotation, cellular component: cytosol; nucleus. Gene Ontology annotation, biological process: regulation of protein stability; protein deubiquitination. The transcript has 2 exons. Gene Ontology annotation, molecular function: cysteine-type deubiquitinase activity; protein binding; cysteine-type endopeptidase activity.
UUAGUAGUGGGAAAUCAUUAUCGGUAAAUAUUGGCCAAAACCGAUCGAGCGACACUGCGGAAGUGGCGAAAGAAAGGGUCCUCCCAGGGAUCGGUGGCAGAACAGAAACAAACGCAACAGCAACACCACCAACCACCCCAAAAGUGGAUUGGACGCAGGGUCGGCUUUCGCUGGGGUAAGCCACACAGAACUGCACCGAACGAACCGGAUCGUCCGGAAGGCGGCCCACCAACGAGAAAGUCAGUCACACCGGAGCGAACGGAGUCACCUGCAACCGGUGACGAAGCAAAGGAAGAAGAACAAGAAGACCGGCCGGUGGUUGCGGAACAGCUAAAGGGAACUAUCGCUGCAUCUCCCCGAAAGGCGCAGUCGAAUAGAUCCAUUUUCAGUUCCCUUGUAUUAGCAGCGCCCAAGCGUCGCAAGGCAAACAACAUCCCUACCGGUGGCACUGGUGGUGGUGGUGUUGUUGAGGAACGCGGCGUCGGCAUCGGAGAAGAAGAGCAGGGCACUGAACGACGACGUGGUGGAGGAGGCGGAGGUGUAGGCUUCCAUCUGUUGACCCGCUUUCUAACAGUUCUCGGUGGAAAACGUGCGCAACGGACAGCUGCAAAAACGGGGAAAGAAUUUCUUCCGACAGAGGGCUUAAACGUUAUGGACUACGACAAAACGGUGGAAGCAAUGGACACCCAGGACGACAAUGAAAUCGACCCGCCCAACAUUCAGAACCUGGCAAACGCGGUCGCACCACCCACGGCCGCCGCCAACGGUGGUGGAGCAAACGCCGAUGGUGGCGGUGAAGCGAUGGCGUUAGAUGAGCAGGAUUUCAUGAACGACGAGGUGCGUUCUGAGGCAACGUUCAGCUUUAGGAUACCGAAGUUCAGCAGAUUAACGGAAUCCAUCCUCUCACCACCGUACUACGUGCGCAACCUGCCCUGGAAGAUACUGGCGAUGCCGCGCAAUAACGAUAAUGCGGUUACGCCCUGCAAAGGGCUCGGCUUUUUCCUGCAGUGCAAUGGUGAAAGUACGAGCAACAACUGGAACUGUUCGGCAUCGGCCGAGCUGCGGCUGAUGAAGGUGGAUCCACAUGCGGAUCCGUUCAUACGCAAGAUCCGUCACACGUUCUGCAUGCAGGAGAACGAUUGGGGGUUCUCGUCGUUCAUGAACUGGGCGGAAAUUCUGGACCCGGUUAAUGGGUUCAUCGAUAACGAUACGAUCACGCUGGAGGUGUACGUGAAUGCCGAACCGCCCCGUGGUAUUUUCUGGGACUCAAAAAAACACACCGGCUUCGUGGGAUUAAAGAAUCAGGGCGCGACGUGUUACAUGAACUCACUGCUGCAGACGCUCUAUUUCACCAACCAGCUAAGAAAGGCGGUGUACAAGAUGCCGACCGAGGCAGACGACGACUGUAAAUCGGUAGCGUUAGCGCUGCAGCGCGUAUUCCACGAUCUUCAGACGCAAAAUAAACCAGUCGGCACCAAAAAGCUCACCAAGAGCUUCGGUUGGGAUGCGCUCGAUUCCUUCAUGCAGCAUGACGUGCAGGAGUUUUUGCGCGUGCUGCUGGAUAAGCUGGAAAACAAGAUGAAGGGCACGAGUCUGGAGGGUACGAUCCCGAAGCUGUUCGAAGGCAAAAUGAUAUCGUACAUCAAGUGCCAGAACAUUGACUACACGAGCAGACGCACGGAGACGUUUUACGACAUUCAGCUGAACAUAAAGGGCAAGAAGAACAUUCAGGAAUCGUUUAAGGAUUAUAUCGCAACCGAGAUUCUGGAUGAUGAUAAUAAAUACGAUGCGGGCGAACACGGACUGCAGAAGGCGGAGAAGGGCAUCCUGUUCCGGAAGUUCCCACCCGUGCUGCACCUGCAUUUGAUGCGCUUCCAGUAUGAUCCCAUUUCGGACAACUCGGUGAAGUUUAACGAUCGGUUCGAGUUCGACGAGAUGAUCAAUUUGGAUCCGUUCCUGGAGUCGGAGGAGGAUACACCGGCCACGUAUAUCCUGCACGCAGUGCUCGUGCAUUCCGGCGACAACCAUGGUGGCCAUUACGUGGUGUACAUCAAUCCGAAGAACGAUGGUAAAUGGUGUAAGUUCGAUGAUGAUGUGGUGUGCCGGUGCAGUAGAAAUGAAGCAAUCGAACAGAAUUACGGUGGGCAUGAUAAUGAGCUGAAUCUGCGUCACAGUAGCAACGCGUACAUGUUGGUGUAUGUUCGUGAAUCCGUCGUCCAUCAGGUGCUGGAAGAAGUGAAAGAGAGCGACAUCCCGGAAGAGUUGCUCGAGCGUUUGAAUGAGCAGCGUCGCAUUCAGCAGGCGAGGCGCACCGAGCGUACCGAGGUGUCAAACUUUGUCAACCUCAAUAUUUUGCUAGCAGACUACAUGGAGGUGCACCAGAAGUCGGAUCUGUUCGAUGCGACGACUGCCGCCUAUCGUUCGCUAAAGGUGCGCAAAACGACGGACCUUGCGUCGGUGGUGGUGCAAGUCGGGCGAGCGUUUAAGGUUGAACCGGGCCAGUUCCGUUUGUGGGAGGUGAAGAAACCGGCCAGCCAGAAGCCCCACAAGUUCGAGUACAUCGAUCCGGCGUCAACGGAAACGUGCAGCAAGUAUGCGUCACCGGAAACAAAGCACUCGUGCACGAUCUUCCUGGAGCUUCCGCUCCCGGGACGAACCGAACUCGAACCGGCCAAGAUCACGUUCGAGGACGUGCUACUAUUCUUCAAGUUCUACGAUCCGGUGGAGAAACGGUUGAACUAUUGCGGUCAUGGGUUGUAUAAGCCAUCGACAACGGUGGCUGAGCUGGUGCGUGAUUUGAACAAGCGUGCCUACUUCGAACCGGACACCGAGCUACAGCUGUACGAAGUUGUUGACAUCAACAAGGCGCAGAAGAUCACGGACCAGUUCCAGGCGCUGCAGACCGCGAUGUCGUUCCUGUGCCACGGUACAAUCAUUGUGUUUGAGAAGCUGCACCCACCGCAAGAGAACUUGGAGUUCCCGACGUGUGAGGCGUACUUUAAGGACCUGUUCUGUCGCAUGGAGGUCAUCUUUCUCGACACGCUCAUCCCGAACGAUACCGGCUUCACGCUGGACCUAUCGUCCGAGUCAACGUACGACCAGAUCGCGAAAGCCGUCGGUCGCCGCAUCAACGUCAACCCGUACGAGAUACAGUUCUUCAAGAGCAAAAACUACAGCGAUCUACCCGGGCAGCCGCUGUCGCACAGCUUCGGUGGAUCGCUCCGAGAGGUGUUGCAGUACAGCAAAACCAAGACGAUACGCAAGCUGUUCUACCAGAAGCUUUCGAUCAACAUCAACGAGCUGGACAACAAGAAGCAGUUCCGCUGCCUCUACCUGAUGCCGAACCUGAAGGAGGAGAAAGAACUGAUACUGUACCCGAACAAAAACGGCACAGUGCGCGAUCUGCUCGAGGAGGCCCGAAAGGUGAUCGAGUUUGCUGAGGCGAGCACGAAGCAGCUGCGAAUUUCGGAACUCUCGAAGAACCGGCUGUCACCCGGACCAUCCGACGAUACGCCACUGGACCAGCUGCACGACUACACGGAAAAUCCGUUUGUGCAGAAGUCUAGCAUCGGCAACCAGACGAUGUACCGCAUCGAGGAGGUGGCCGAAGACGAGGUGCAGUUGGGCGAGCACGAGAUGCUAGUACCGGUGCUGCAUUUCACCAAGGACAUUUCUAGCGUGUUCGGCAUCCCGUUCUUUAUCCGCACCGUGCAGGAUGAAACGUUCGCCUCGCUGAAGGAGCGCAUGAAGAAAAAGUUGGGCGUAUCGGAUAAGGAGUGGGAGAAGUAUCGGCUAGCGAUCAUUACCGAGCACAUCGACUACAUCGACGACGAGAUGAUACUGAUCAAGCUGGAAACGUUCCGGGGCGAUCCGAGCGAUCCACAUUCGCGGACCUUCCUCGGUUUGGAGCACAUCAACAAAAACACCAAACGCAGCAGGUUCAACUACAUGGAAAAGGCGAUCAAGAUUUAUAAUUAGACAAGACAAAAUCACAAAAUCACAGAGCUCAGUGAAUGGCCUUUCCCACCACCAUCACCCCACUUUGCCCGCUAGCAUCACCACCGUUUAGCUCUGCUGCCUUUUCUAUUGGGCAGUGAGUAGUUGUUGAAUGUUUUUUUUGGGAAAGGAAGUGAGUGUGCUCUAACAAAAUUUUCGUUCGUUCGUUCGAUUGUAUUUGAAUUACGUCGCACGUUUCGCUCGGAUGUUGUUGCGAUUAUUCACCCGAUUCGGAAACUCCAAGAUCCCAACUAACGCGAGGAUGUGUGUCACUAGGAUGGACCAAAAAUGCUUCGGCUGAAUGUCCCGCGCAUAGCGAGAAGACGGCAGGAUAAUUAGUUAUUUUAUUGCACAGUCUUAGGACAGAUGAGGGCAAUUAUAGUUGCGCGUGUUUCAUGGUUUAUGGUUUAGUAAGGAAUUAGGGAUUCAGCAGGAUUCGGGGACAUUUUCAUUUCUCUCGAUGGAGCCCAGGUUGUUUUCGGUGCAGGUAUGAUUUGAAACAGGUUCAAAUUAAAUCUGUGAUAUUGUUCAUUGCUUUUGAAUUGGAUUGGAAUUGUUUUUGAUCGGUUUUGAGCGGUGUCAUUUUUUUCAGCGCCGCUCUUUGUGUACAUUA